AUGGCAGAAUCCAGUGUUUCUUUGGCUCAGGAUCAGUUCAGCUGUUCAAUCUGUCUAAAUCUACUGAAGGAUCCAGUGGCCAUUCCCUGUGGACACAGUUACUGUAUGAGCUGUAUUACAGGCUGCUGGGAUCAGGAUGAUCAGAAGAGAGUCUACAGCUGCCCUCAGUGCAGACAGACCUUCACUCCAAGACCUGUUUUAGGUAAAAACACCAUACUGGCUGAAGUGGUGGAGAAAAUCAAGAAGACAAAACUCCAAGCUGCUCGUCCUUCUCAAUGUUUCAUUGGAUCUGGAAAUGUGGAGUGUGACAUCUGUACUGGGGACAAAAACAAAGCCGUCAAAUCCUGUCUGGUGUGUCUGGAAUCUUACUGUCAGACCCAUUUUGAACGUCAUGAAGAAUUUCACUCUGGAAAGCGACACAAAGUGACUGAUGCCAUUGGAGAAUUAAAAGAGAUGAUCUGCCCUCAACAUGAUAAACUGAAGGAAAUAUUCUGUCGUACUGACCAGUGCUGUAUAUGUUAUAUGUGUAUGGUAGAUGAACACAAAAACCACAACACUGUAUCAGCUGCUGCAGAGAGGACUGAGAAACAGAAACACGUGGAUGACACCCAGAGAAAAUUCCAGCAGAAAAUCCAGGAGAGACAGAAGGAGCUUGAGGAGCUGAGAGGGGCUGUAGAGUCUCACAAGCACUCUGCACAGGCAGCAGUGGAGGACAGUGAAAGGAUCUUUACUGAGCUGAUCCGCUCCAUUGAGAGAAGCCGCUCUGAGGUGACACAGUUGAUCAGAGAUCAGGAAAAGGCUGAAGUGAGUCAAACUGAAGGACGAUUGAAGCGAAUGGAGCAGGAGAUUGAAGAUCUGAAGAGGAGAGGCACUGAGCUGGAGCAGAUUUCACACACAGACAAUCACAUACGUUUCCUUCAGAGUUUCCAGUCUCUCUCGGUUACUCCUGGAUCUACAGACUCGCCCAGCAUAACUGUCAGUUCUCGUCUCUCUUUUGAUGAUGUUGGUGAAUCUGUCGCACAUCUGAGAGAGAAACUGGAACAUUUCUGCAGAGAGGAGAUAGAAAAGAUUCAUGAUAAAGCAAAAUAUAUUGAGAUCAUUCCCACCCCUGAAUACAAGACAAGGAACGAGUUUCUACAGUAUUUCUUACAGUUCAGAGUGGAUUCAAACACGGUACAUAAAAACCUCCGUCUGUCUAAGGGGAACAGAGUGAUAAAAUACACUUCUGAAAAACAGAGGUAUCCUGAUCAUCCAGACAGAUUUGACACUGUGGAGCAGGUGUUGUGUGAAGAGAGUGUGUGUGGAUGCUGUUACUGGGAGGUUGAGUGGAGUGGUGAGGUGGACAUAUCAGUGUCAUUUAAGAGCAUCAGCAGGAAGGAAAGGGGUGAUUAUAAUGAUGACAGUUGUGACCCAUGUGAGUUUGGACGUGAUGAUCAGUCCUGGAGUUGGUUCUGCUCUGACUCUCGUUGCUCAUUCUGGCAUAAUAACGAAGGGACUGAACUCCCUGUAGUCUCCAGCUCCUCUAGAAUAGGAGUGUAUGUGGAUCACGGUGCAGGAACUCUGUCCUUCUACAGCGUCUCUGACACAAUGACCCUCAUUCACAGAGUCCACACCACAUUCACUCAGCCUCUCUAUGCUGGGUUUGCGAUUUAUGGUGACUCAGUUGUGAAACUGUGUGAGACAUAAAAAUAGAGGAUGCAUACAGUAGACUGUGCAAACAAUAUUGUCAAACAGCUUUAAUCAAUAAAUCAAUAUACUACAGCUGAACUUAUGUUAUUAAAAACAAGUUCAUUAAAUAUUAUUAGAGCUGAAAUAUUUAAUCAGAUUG
Sinocyclocheilus rhinocerous is the source of this 1828-nucleotide messenger RNA. RefSeq names its product tripartite motif-containing protein 16-like. The record is from RefSeq and is a predicted model, not a curated record. The transcript has 6 exons. Gene Ontology annotation, molecular function: protein binding; zinc ion binding. The coding region runs from base 1 to 1686 and encodes 561 amino acids. NCBI's taxonomy places the organism in Eukaryota, Metazoa, Chordata, Actinopteri, Cypriniformes, Cyprinidae.